Pocillopora verrucosa is the source of this 812-nucleotide messenger RNA. NCBI's taxonomy places the organism in Eukaryota, Metazoa, Cnidaria, Anthozoa, Scleractinia, Pocilloporidae. The record is from RefSeq and is a predicted model, not a curated record.
CAAGGCUGAUCCUCUCCAUGUUUCCAGAACUGUCCAGUUGUUUAAUGUUUUCAGUUUUGAGGGCCAUUACUGCUUGGUUUUUGAGCUGUUGAGACCUCGGCCACUCCAUCAAUACUUUCAGAAAUGUCAGUUUGAUAACAAGGAUGAAAAACUGAAAGUCAUCAGGAAAAUAACUUUUCAAGGACUCUUCUCUUGCCCAUGUUUUGGUGAUGCCACCAUGUUGUUCCAGGUUGGAGACAGAGUGUCAUGCAUCCAUGCUGACUUGAAACCAGAGAACAUUCUUUUUGAAGAAGGUGACGAAACCAAGAUAAAAGUUGUUGACUUUGGAAAUGCAAUUCACUGGGUUCAUAGAGAGGUUUCCUUGUAUUAUGAUGAGUUUGAACUACAAACUUUACUUUACAGAGCUCCUGAGGUAAUGUUUGGUGUUCCUUUUGGCCCUGAGAUUGACAUUUGGUCUCUGGGAUGCAUUGUAGCUGAGUUGUAUAUAGGCAAACCUUUAUUUCUGGGAGGAAAUAGGACUAAAGUGUUGCAAGAGGUAACCAGUAUUCUUGGUCCCAUACCCUGGAGUCCAUUCCAUACUAGAAACUUUUUUGAAGAUUUGUCACAGUUUAUAGGUCACCACAACUCAGAUGCUGGAAGCUGCGCAGACAUUUUGUGGCCUACUGAGUAUAGCUUCAAACCAUACGUUGACGAGGAAGUUAAAAGGCAGCAUUUUUCUGGAACUGAACUCUUAAAGAAGGGAACUACUGUAACUGCUUCUUCACCAACCACUUUCAGAGCAAACCGGAGAAUGCAACAUCUGUGAGGACUGG